UGAUUCUCAAAUUUGCUGUUUUUAGAAUCAUAGACAUACUGUAGUUAAGGGGGCUGUUUAGGGGAAAGAAUAUAAAGAAGUCAGAGCUUUGAGCUUCUCCUUAAGUCUGUAGUCUACAUCUUCUUUACAGCCUGGGCACUGAAUAUUGAUAACUGUACAGACCAGCAAAAAGCGUCUACUAAAUCAAUUUAAAAAUGCAGACUGGGGCUUUUGCCUUCCUCAUUUUCUGCCUGAUUGUUUCCCCAGAGUUUCUGAUAUUUUCCAAACCAAAUGGAGUGAAGAGUACCUGGGUGAUUCCACCAAUCAAUAUUCCUGAAAACCAGCGAGGUUCUUUCCCCAAGGCUGUGGCGCAGAUCAAAUCUGAAAAGGCAAAGGAAUCCAUUAUACACUAUGGCAUUACUGGACCAGGUGCUGAUUUACCCCCAGCAGGACUAUUCAAAAUCGACAGAGACAGUGGAUGGUUACUAGUAACUGAACCCCUAGACCGAGAGAAGCAGUCUGAGUAUUUGCUUACUUUACAUGCUGUUUCAAUAAGUGGAACUGUAGCAGAAGAACCUAUGGAGAUUGCAGUAAUUGUGCUGGAUCAAAAUGACAACAGGCCUGAAUUUGUCAGCAAAACCUUUCUAGGAAAAGUGAGGGAAGGAUCAGCACCAGGUGUUACAUUUAUGACUGUAACUGCCACAGAUAAAGAUGAUCCAAAUUCAGACAAUGGCAUUUUUAAAUAUUCAAUUUUAAGUCAAACUCCAUCUUCUCCAAGUCCACACAUGUUUACCAUAAACCAGGAUACUGGAUCCAUUAGUGUGAUUUCUCCAGGUCUGGAUCGAGAGAAAUCAUCUAAAUAUGACCUAAUAGUCCAGGUUGCAGAUAUGAAUGGGGACGGGCUUUCUACAACUGCUACGGCCAUUAUUGAUGUUGUGAGUAAGGAUGAAAAGAUUGAUUUUCCAAUGUCUUCUUUCCCAAAUGGAAUGAAAAACACCUGGGUGAUCCCACCGAUCAACGUCCCUGAAAAUCAGAGAGGUGUUUUCCCCAAGAACCUGGCUCAGAUCAAAUCCAGCAAGUCGAAGGAAUCCAUUAUACACUAUAGCAUAACUGGAUCAGGUGCUGAUUUGCCCCCAGCAGGACUAUUUGAAAUGGAUAAAACCAGUGGAUGGUUACUAUUGACUGAACCUCUGGACCGAGAGAAGCAGUCUGAAUAUGUGCUUACAGUACAUGCAGUUUCAAUUAAUGGAGAUAUAGCAGAAGAUCCUGUGCCCAUGACUAUAACUGUAAUUGAUCAAAAUGACAACAAACCUGAGUUUAUCAGCAAAACCUUUGUAGGAAAAGUGAGAGAAGGAUCAACACCAGGUGUUACAUUUAUGACUGUAACUGCCAUAGAUAAAGACGAUCCGAAUACUGACCAUGCUAAGAUUAAAUAUUCAAUUUUAAGUCAAAUUCCACCAAAUUUACCUGUGUUUGCCAUCAGCCCGGAUACUGGAUCCAUUAGUGUGAUGUCACCAGGUCUGGAUCGAGAGAAAGCAGCUAAAUAUAAAUUAAUAGUCGAGGCUGCUGAUAUGAAUGGGGAAGGACUACGUACACUUACGACUGCCAUUAUCGAUGUUGUGAGUAAGGACGACAAGAUGAUAUCAAAUGCUGAAAAUACUGAUAUCACUACAGACAUUGUACCAAUUGCUGAAAUUUUUGAUAUCACAAAAGCUGCUCCUGCCACCAAUCUGAAAUUUGAACUGUUUCGUAAAGAAGAAACUCCAUCUCAUAUUAAAGUCUGGAAUGUGUUAAGCAAAGAGUAA
Molecule: messenger RNA, 1784 nt
Organism: Erpetoichthys calabaricus (reedfish)
Lineage: Eukaryota; Metazoa; Chordata; Cladistia; Polypteriformes; Polypteridae
Product: cadherin-4-like
Exons: 12
Coding region: 195-1784 (529 amino acids)
Biological process (GO): cell morphogenesis; adherens junction organization; multicellular organism development
Cellular component (GO): adherens junction; catenin complex; cytoplasm
Molecular function (GO): cadherin binding; calcium ion binding
Source: RefSeq, a predicted model, not a curated record